Molecule: messenger RNA, 915 nt
Organism: Caenorhabditis remanei
Lineage: Eukaryota; Metazoa; Nematoda; Chromadorea; Rhabditida; Rhabditidae
Exons: 3
Coding region: 1-915 (304 amino acids)
Molecular function (GO): structural constituent of cuticle
Source: RefSeq, a predicted model, not a curated record
AUGGACAUUGACACUAAAAUCAAGGCUUACCGCUUCGUCGCCUAUUCGGCUGUUGUUUUCUCCGUGAUUGCCGUCCUUUCGGUCUGCAUCACUCUUCCAAUCGUCUACAACUAUGUGCACACCGUUCGUCGUCAACUCCACAACGAGGCGCUCACCUGCAAGGGAUCGAUGAAGGACGUGUGGGCCGAUGUGCACCAUCUCCGCGCCGACGCCGCCUCCUCAUCCAACCGUACCGCCCGUGCCGUCCGUUACGGCCGUGACGACGCCGCCGCCGGAAACGGACCAAACUUCGACUCGGGAUGCGAGGGAUGUUGCCAGCCAGGACCACAAGGAGCACCAGGAGCCCCAGGAAAGCCAGGACGUCCAGGAAAGCCGGGAGCACCAGGAUUCCCAGGAAAUCCAGGAAAGGCACCACAAAAGCCGUGCGAGGAGGUCACCCCACCACCAUGCAAACCAUGCCCACAAGGACCACCAGGAGCCCCAGGACUUCCAGGAGAUCAAGGAGAUAAGGGAGAGGCCGGAGCACCAGGACAACCAGGAUCUGACGCCGCGCCAGGAGAGCAAGGACCAAAGGGACCAAACGGAGCACCAGGAAAGCCAGGAGCACCAGGAGCACCAGGAGACGAAGGACUUCCAGCCGUCUGUGAGCCAGUGCAGAAGGGAGAGCCAGGACAGACCGGAGAGCCAGGACCAGUUGGACCACCAGGACCAUCCGGACAGCCAGGAAACGACGGAACUCCAGGACAACCUGGACCAAAGGGACCACCAGGACCAGACGGAAAGCCAGGAGCCGACGGAAACCCAGGACAACCAGGACCAGUCGGACCACCAGGAACACCAGGAGAGCGUGGAAUCUGUCCAAAAUAUUGCGCCAUCGACGGAGGAAUCUUCUUCGAGGACGGAACUCGCCGUUAA